Molecule: messenger RNA, 363 nt
Organism: Maudiozyma saulgeensis
Lineage: Eukaryota; Fungi; Ascomycota; Saccharomycetes; Saccharomycetales; Saccharomycetaceae
Source: the annotation of a GenBank genome assembly
AUGGCCGGUGUUAAGAGUUACGAACUAAGAACCAAAUCUAAGGAACAACUAGAAUCUCAAUUGCUAGACCUAAAGAAGGAAUUAGCUGAGCUAAAGGUCGCUAAGCUAUCUAAGCCAUCUCUACCAAAGAUCAACACUGUCAGAAAGAACAUUGCUCGUGUCCUAACCAUCAUCAACGAACAACAAAGAGCUGCUGUCAGAGAACUAUACAAGGGUAAGAAGUACCAACCAAAGGACCUAAGAGCUAAGAAGACUAGAGCCCUAAGAAGAGCUCUAACCAAAUUCGAAGCUUCCAGAACCACUGAAAAGCAAAAGAAGAAGCAAGUUGCUUUCCCACAAAGAAAGUACGCUAUCAAGGCUUAA